GUGUACGCUGCAUAAGGCGCAGCACAAAAAAAGUACGGAACUUCACCGAAAAAGUACGGAACUUUCAGCGAGAGGCCGCGGCCGCUUUUGUGCAAAAUAUCUACGGAACGGACUGAAAAAUAGCCAAAAAUACGUGAAUAGAGUGUCCCUCCCGCCGGUCCGUAUGUCGAAUUUACAGCGCGUAAUGAUGAAAUCAAAGUUACCUCCAAUGUGCCCGAAUCCCCGUUUCCCGAAACCGAGUGACCGCGGAUAUCGGCGCCAGACCGACUACAACCCGCUGAUGUGGGAUGCUUUCUUCGCACAGAAACAGGACGUCGAAACCGGCCAAGGGAAAUUCCGGGUGUAUCUGUCCAGCGCCACCACCGAGAUCGGUGCACCGCUGCUCGUCCUGCUGCACGGCGGUGGCUUUUCCGCCCUCUCUUGGGCUCUGUUCAGUAGCGAAAUUACAAAACUGAUUCACUGCCAGUGUCUGGCGAUCGAUAUCCGCGGGCAUGGAGAUACCUACACGGUGGAGGAAGACGAUCUCUCAUCCGAUCGAUUGGCAACAGACGUCGGCGAAGUGAUUAAAUCCAUGUACGGCGACUCGCCACCACCGAUAAUCUUGAUGGGACACUCGAUGGGUGGUGCGAUAUGUGUGCAUGCGGCCAACAUGUACGCCCUGCCGUCCCUCAUCGGCAUGGUCGUGAUCGAUGUGGUCGAAGGAACGGCACUCGAGGCGUUGGCCAGCAUGCAAAGCUUCCUUCGUUCCCGCCCAACUACCUUCAAGAGCAUCCAGCAUGCCAUCGAGUGGUGCGUACGCAGUGGCCAGGUUCGAAACGUCGACUCGGCACGCGUUUCCAUGCCGGGACAGAUCAUAAACAUCGAAACGAAACAGUUGGCCACGAACGAGUUGCCACUGCCGGAGGAGCAAACCGUCAGUGAAAAGCCUGAUUUUAAGCACCCGAUGGCCAUCGCCGAAGAUGCCGAAACAACACAAACCCCCACCACACCGACCGAGGAAGAGGCGCACUCGGUGCUCUCCCCACCUUCUCCCCCAAAGGGCAGUGCCGGUGCCGGUGCCGUUAACCUGCGAAAGUACGCGUGGCGUAUCGAUCUGUCCAAGUCGGAAAAGUACUGGGAAGGGUGGUUCUCGGGGUUGAGUCAAAAGUUUCUCGACGUGCACGUACCGAAGCUGCUGCUGCUGGCCGGUAUCGACAAUCUCGAUCGGGCGCUUACGGUCGGGCAGAUGCAGGGUAAAUUUCAGCUGCAGGUGCUGGCUCGCUGUGGACACGCGGUGCACGAGGAUCGACCGCACGAGGUGGCGGAAGUUAUAGCGACGUACUUGAUAAGAAAUCGAUUCGCUCAAGCGACCGGUGAUGGGCAGUUCCUGAAGCAUAUGCCAGCUUGCUAAAGGGCGUUCGCUAUAAGAAGUGAUUGUGAUGGAAAACACAUUUUGUAUUUUAGUUAAAAUAUGCCCUCUUCUGUACACAUUUCGCGUAGGAAUAAAUCCCAUUUUU
This is a messenger RNA of Anopheles aquasalis, 1496 nucleotides long. Its product is annotated as protein phosphatase methylesterase 1. Gene Ontology annotation, biological process: protein demethylation. Gene Ontology annotation, molecular function: protein methylesterase activity. The record is from RefSeq and is a predicted model, not a curated record. Lineage: Eukaryota; Metazoa; Arthropoda; Insecta; Diptera; Culicidae.